GCGGGUUCGGUUCGAAUUGUCAGUGUCGCUCGUCCAUUAAACCAAAACAAAGUGCGAGUACGGGAAUCGGGCGUAUAUAAGUAUAACCCUUAACCAUUGAUACCGAAUCUGAUGAAAACAUCUCUUUGCGUAACAAAAAUCAAAGACACAUAUAACGAUGACGGAGCAAACAAGGCUUGCCUAAAAAACUUUCGCAACUCGGUUAUUCGGAAAAGUUGAAGGAGAAGAUUUACCCAGUAAAGUGAUACGAUGACGUAGGGGAAUACGUAAAGCCCGAUUUUGAUUUGCACCUAGUGCAAGUACAGCUGCUCUUAAGCUCAAGUUCACUGCCAAGCAGCCAGAAGAGAAAGAAGAAAGAGAGCGAGCGCAAAAGCUUGAGAUUGAGCUUGGAGCUUUUGCAACGGGCACCUACAAAACCAGAGACGUGGGAAUUAUAAUGAGUAACGAAACUUCAUCCAGCGAGACAACACCGCUCCGGCGGCCGGAGACCCAAUCACCUUAUAACGUGGCCGGAAGCGGGCGACAGACAACGGUUAACACCACCACCCACACCCACAACAACAACUACGGUGAUUCGGUGGAAGUGCGCCUGCAAGAGGGAGACAGAGAUAGCACGCAACAGCAGCAACAACAACAAACUAUUACCAUGGAUACCAACAAACGAAUUUUGUGCCGCGUGGGCUUGGAUAUCUUAAUCUUACUCUGCGUUGGCUUUCCCAUACUGCUGUUUUUCCUGCUGGGCGAUCCCUAUAAGAGGGGUUUCUUCUGCGAUGACGAGACGCUAAAGCAUCCGUUCCACGAUUCUACGGUCCGGAAUUGGAUGUUAUACUUUAUUGGAGUGGUGAUACCAGUUGGCGUGAUAGUCAUCGUGGAGGUGAUAAUUUCACAGAACAAGGCCAAACAGGAUAAUGGCAAUGCCACCAGGCGGCGGUAUGUCCUUAUGAACUACGAUCUGCCCGACUGGCUGAUCGAGUGCUACAAGAAGGUCGGCAUCUAUGCAUUCGGCGCCGUUGUCAGCCAGUUGACCACCGAUAUAGCGAAAUACUCCAUCGGCCGGCUGCGUCCCCAUUUUAUGGCGGUGUGCCAGCCCCAGAUGCCCGACGGCACCACCUGCGACGAUCCCAUCAAUGUGGGGAAGUAUAUCCAGGAGUUCGAGUGCAAGGGAGUCGGCUCGUCGGCGCGCAUGCUCAAAGAGAUGCGCCUCUCCUUCCCCAGCGGCCACUCCAGCUUCACCUUCUUCGCCAUGGUCUAUCUGGCGCUGUACCUGCAGGCACGCAUGACCUGGCGGGGCUCCAAGCUGCUGCGUCACCUUCUCCAGUUCGUGUUCAUCAUGGUGGCCUGGUACACGGCUUUGAGCCGCGUCUCGGACUACAAACACCACUGGUCCGAUGUGCUGGCAGGAUCGCUCAUUGGCUCCACAUGCGCCUUGGUGGUGGCCAAUUUUGUCUCGGACCUAUUUCAAAAGCCCAACACAAAGCCCUAUCUGGCGCGUACAGUGCAAGACAUGAAUGCAUCAUCGCCCCAGGGAAUUACUAUUACUUCAAACUAACCCCCAGGAGAAGUGCACCAUAGUAAUUACAAAUUCCAUGAGUUGUAGCCGAGGCUGGGACCUUCAGCCUGGAAUUCUAUGGGAACUACUUUAUCGGGACAGUGAAGCCAAGCUUUACGAAGCUCCUAUUUAAUUUAUUCCUGUAAUGGCAUUUUAAGAACUCUGUGAGUGUGCAUGAGUGUGUGUGUGCUAGCUAAGAGAACACUUAAGUGUCUUUUUUAAUUUUUAAGCUAGAGCAAUUGAGAGAUAUCUGUAUGAUGGUAAUUACUGUACAAUACUAAACAAUUUUAAACUGACGCAACAAUUUCCACAAAACAAGUGACCUUCACAACAGAGUAGCACAAGAAAUAAAUGGAAGCAAUAAGUAUUAUGUAAACUAAGAUAAGCCUUAGAUACGAAAAUAUAUUUAAAUAACUUAUAAGAUGACCAUUAAAUAUGUUUUAGUUAUAA
This is a messenger RNA of Drosophila subpulchrella, 1999 nucleotides long. RefSeq names its product putative phosphatidate phosphatase. Bases 437 to 1549 code for a protein of 370 amino acids. The transcript has 7 exons. NCBI's taxonomy places the organism in Eukaryota, Metazoa, Arthropoda, Insecta, Diptera, Drosophilidae. Gene Ontology annotation, molecular function: phosphatidate phosphatase activity. Gene Ontology annotation, biological process: phospholipid dephosphorylation; signal transduction; phospholipid metabolic process. The record is from RefSeq and is a predicted model, not a curated record.